CACACGUCGACCAAUGAAGCCAACUACAUGGAUUUGGCACCGCAAUUACUGCCACAAGGGACGAGCCUCAUCGUACCGCCGACCUCUCCUGCCACAUCCUCGCCAAAUUUCUCUGGGAUCAAAAUUCCUUCAGUUCACACAGAAAGAAUGGAGUCAGGAACUGAAUCUAGUAAAACUGAAUCCGCUAGCCAAGUAGAAAAUUCUCUAGAAGACAGGAUACCAAAGAUUGGUAUGAAAUUCUGUACAGAGCAAGAGGCGUAUGACUUUUACAAUGCUUAUGCCCGAGACAAGGGUUUCAGCAUUCGAAGGAGUAGUUCACACAAUGUCAAAAAUACGACAACAAUAAAGAACAGAACAUUUUGUUGUUCUCAUGCAGGUAUUCGAGGUCCUGAUAAAAGAGAAGAAAAUUUAAACUAUAGUAGACCUGAGACACGAUGUAUGUGUCAAGCACUUAUGAAGAUAAGCCUCAAAGAUGGGUUGUACUACAUCUAUGAAUUUGAGCCUGAGCAUAACCAUAUUCUUGCUACUGCCAGCCAAGCUCAUCUUUUGAGAUCUCAAAGAAGCAUAACCACAGCACAACUUGCAAGUGUCGAAGCUGCUAAAGUGGUCAGCAUAUCAAAUAAAGCCACUUUUGAUCUCAUGGCAAAAGAAGUUGGUGGAAAUGAGAAUCUUGGAUUUACACAUGAAGAUAUGAAAAAUAAAUUAUAUUCAAAGAGGUCAUUAAAGAUAAAGCAAGGAGACACUGGAGGACUGAUGGAAUAUUUGGAGAAAAAAACAUCAGAAGAUGGGAAGUUUUUCUAUUCCAUUCAGGUUGAUGAGGAUGAGUACCAAAUCCUAUGUAUGCAGCAAUUUAUCUUAGCAAGGACUAGAUUCUCUAUUUUUUAAAAAAAAUUGUUCAGGAAGUUGAAUUUCAACCACACUGGAAUCUUCCAUUAAAGGUCUCUAUUUUUUUCUAAUGCGGUGCAAAUUAUACAGAUAUGAAAAAUCCAAUUUUGUAUCUUCUUACAAACUAACCAAUCAAUUGGAAGUGCAUAUUUCUGGGGGAAAAAAAGAAAAG
Messenger RNA from Panicum virgatum (switchgrass), 1057 nucleotides. Its product is annotated as protein FAR-RED IMPAIRED RESPONSE 1-like. The coding region runs from base 28 to 885 and encodes 285 amino acids. The transcript is spliced from 3 exons. The record is from RefSeq and is a predicted model, not a curated record. NCBI's taxonomy places the organism in Eukaryota, Viridiplantae, Streptophyta, Magnoliopsida, Poales, Poaceae.